Prunus dulcis (almond) is the source of this 1592-nucleotide messenger RNA. Its product is annotated as BRI1 kinase inhibitor 1. NCBI's taxonomy places the organism in Eukaryota, Viridiplantae, Streptophyta, Magnoliopsida, Rosales, Rosaceae. The record is from RefSeq and is a predicted model, not a curated record. Gene Ontology annotation, molecular function: kinase inhibitor activity. Bases 443 to 1471 code for a protein of 342 amino acids. The transcript has a single exon. Gene Ontology annotation, cellular component: plasma membrane.
GCAUACCCAAAAUGAAGUCUGCCUUCCCAAUCCCAUCUGCCUUUUUAGAGAAAAUUUGGAUCUUUCUGACCUCAUUUCCCAAAAUCACAACUCUCUCCCAGUAGCUGUUGGAUUUGACAUGGACCCACUAGCCUAUAACAAUACAGCUAAAUUUAUCAUCUCAUUCUAGUGUCAUUGGCCACCACAACCUCUCUUUUUCUCUAUAUCAAAAGAGAAAUAAUGCAUGGCAAUAUGGAUUGUUGUUUUGCAUAAAAGACAUGGGAAGCCCAACUGCACAGGACUGACAAGACUCUCUCUCUCUCUCUCUCUCCACUACUUCCUUAUCUCUCUCUCCCCAAAGGUUUGGUACAAUCCGAAGAACAAAAAUUUAGAAAAGUGAGAGAAAAACCAGACACUGGUUCUGAUCCCUUUAUCAGGGUUGAACAAAAAAAUCAUUGGAGUUAUGGGCACCCAUCAGCAGGAAAAGACCAGAGAAAAAGCUGUAGGAACCAGGCAUGAAGAAGAGAGACUAAAAGUGGAAGGAAUUGGAAAAGAAUUAAGGCAGGCAGCAGCAAAGCAAGUGCAGCAACCAAGUACAGCUCCUGCCUCACCACCUUCAGCUUCCUCCUCUCCCUCUCAUGAUUUUUCCUUCACAAUCUCUCUCCACUCUUCUUCCACAUCAAUCCCUGAUCAUCAUAACAAGGCCAAAUCCACCCCACCUUCUUUUGCUAUUGAUUUGUCCCCUGCAGAUGACAUUUUCUUCCAUGGCCACUUGCUUCCUCUCCAAUUGCUCUCUCACCUUCCUGUCUCUCCUCGCUCAUCAACCAACUCCCUGGACAGCUUCACUCUUCCCAUCAAAGACUUAUCAGAUGAUGAUCAGAGACCAACCAAAGAAAGCAACAACAAUGCUAACAACUGCAGCACCAGCAUUGGCAGGAACAAGAAUAUCAUCAACAAGAAGAACAACAGCUGCAGCAGCAUAAACCAGAUAAGCCCACAUCACAGCAACAAAAGUGAGGCAAGGGGAAGAACAAAGUCCAAGUCUUUCUCAUUAUUCGGGUUACCAAAAUGGCGAAAAGAUUGUGAAGACAGAGAAAAAGAAGACAAGGAGAUGAAGCACAAGAGGAAGAUGAGGUUUGAUGUGAGCCAUAUACUAAAGAGGUAUGUGAGAAUGGUCAGGCCACUAUUGUUAUUCAGAGGAAGAAAAGAGAAGGGCCAAUUCCGGAGGCAACCUUAUUCAUUUUCGGGCAAUCUAAGCUUGAGAAAUAAGCAUGAGCUGAGAGGAAGGAGAGGAGAGCUUUCAGCCCCAGCAUCAAUGAGAACAUCUCCAACAAAUAGUGGCCUUCUUGUUGCAACAUCAGCAACUAAUCUUCCUUCUUCCACCAUUGACAGCACCAUGGAAGAGUUGCAGGCAGCAAUUCAAGCUGCAAUUGCUCAUUGCAAGAAUUCCAUUGCCAGUGCCACAGAAGAGAAGAUCAAAUGCUACGAUUAGAUAGGAAGGGGAAACAGGGGAAAUUUUUUAUGUUUUACAUAUUAUUUGCAAAUUAGGUGGAUUUCAUAUAUAUAUAUAUAUGAAGAAGAUGUAUUUAAUCAGUUGAAAGAAUAUUUCAAUA